AUGAAUCCCGACGACUACGAUUUGAGUGCAUCGGAUGGCUGCAGACGGGCCUUGACUCGAGCCUUGUUCGAUGCCGUUAAUGAAGCCAAGGCGGAAUGCUUGGCACAAAUGCAGCGGGAGCAGGCAGCGGCGGAGGCGCGGGUCCCUCGCCCGAUACGACGUCGGACGUUUGUCUCCCGCGAGCACGACGUAGCGCACGAACGUCUGUUCGCAGAUUAUUUUGCCGAGAAUCCAAGGUGGGGCCCGAAUGUUUUUCACCGACGUUUUAGAAUGAGCCGAGAUCUUUUUCUCCGCAUUGUGCACACGUUGGAGGGACGUGAUGAGUACUUCCAGUAUCGGGAAGACGGGAUCGGCAGACCCGGACUUACGCCGUUGCAGAAGUGCACGGUUGCGAUCCGCCAGUUGGCCUACGGCACAACAGCGGAUAUGUUCGACGAGUACCUUCACGUCGGGGAUACAACUGGCCGCGAAUGUCUCAAGACUUUUUGUAAGUUAGUUGUGGAGGCUUUUGGCGACACAUAUUUGCGACGCCCGACUGCUGACGAUUGCCAGAGCCUGAUGCGGAUGCACGAGACGGUGCACGGCUUCCCUGGGAUGCUAGGGAGCAUCGACUGUAUGCACUGGCAGUGGAAGAACUGCCCGACGGCCUGGAGAGGCCAAUUUACUAGCGGCUACAAGGGCAGCAUUCAAAUGCUAGCAAGGUUAAUCUGA
This is a messenger RNA of Salvia hispanica, 711 nucleotides long. NCBI's taxonomy places the organism in Eukaryota, Viridiplantae, Streptophyta, Magnoliopsida, Lamiales, Lamiaceae. The record is from RefSeq and is a predicted model, not a curated record.